UAGUCAAUAGACAGAUAAAGAAAAUACUGCACACUACUAGAAUACUAGAUUGUAACUAGAUCUAGACUAGAUCUAGAGUCUAGAUUUACACUUGAAGUUCUAAUAAAUUCAACUUUGAUUAGUCUGGUGGUUUUUGUAGUCUUCCUCUAAUUAUUACGAUCUAGAUUUAUUCUAUAUCUAGACUAUGUAAUAUAUUGUAGAUAAGUCUAGAAUACUAGAUAAAUCAUGAUUAAUCAAUCAUUCAGAUCUUCUACUCACUUCUAGUGUUACAGUUCUACUACGCCUCCUAACUCCUAGUCCUGGCCAGGCCUUUUUAAGUUUAACGAACGGCUAAGCAUGUCUGAUUCUAAUUGUUCAAAUUCGCAAAUAAAUAUUGAAGAAAAUAAUGAAAAUGGAACUUUUAUGAAAAAUGUAAACAUGCAAUAUGAUCAUCAAUUUUUAGAUCUAGAUCUAAGCUGUAGAUCUAGUCAGUUAACCCAAAGUCAAAGUGAUUUUGAUUCAAUAGCAAUUAAUAGAUCUAGAUCUAAUAAUGAGAAUGUAAACUCUCAAGAGAAUCAUUCACAGUCACAGAUUGAGAUAGGCCUACCACAUGGUUCUAAUCAGUCUAGUGUGCCCAUGAAUUUGGAUUGCAACAACACUAAAACUGGGACGUCAGUAUUGUCAGAUGUAGCAGAUUAUGAUUUUGAUGGGCAAUCACAGAAUCAUGAGAAUCUUAUCACCAACACUAAGCCCAACUUCUUACACGAGAAAAAAACAUGUAGUAAUAAUUCUGAUUCCUUAUGUUUGAAUAUGGAUUCAGAGUUAUAUUCUGAUGAAACAGUAUCUUCACCUACUGUUGUAAAUAAAUCACCUAAACUUCCAGCUGACCAUGUUUUGUCACACCAAAUGAAUAAUCAGACAUCAUUUUCUGAGCAUUCAGUGUCACAAUUAAUGGACGCUCAAGAGCCAGUUGACAUGCCUUCUACACAUUAUUUGGACACUGAUCAAAGAAUGAACAUUGUACAUCAAAAUAUAGAUAUUAACCAUGAAGUUAGUUUACUGGCACCAUCAGAGGUAGAUCUAAAAGCAAAAAUUGAUGUAGUAUGCUUUUCUAAUGUUCAACAAAAUAAUAUCAACACAACAGUCACUCAGCCAGAUGAAAUUUUUCAACCUCAAAAUGGAAGUGAUAUGGAAAUGUGGGAGUCUGAGCCUUAUAAUAUGAACUAUUUCACUCAAGUGCAUGAUAAAUAUAAAUUGACAAUAGACUCAGUGCCAACAUUUUAUACAUCUGCUUACCAAGAGUUUCAGAGCAAAAGUGAAGAUAACUUCUUGCGAGGAUGCAAAUGGUCUCCUGAUGGUAGCUGUAUCAUGACAAACAGCAAUGAUAACUGUAUUAGAAUCUUUAAACCAUUAGCAACACAAGAUUUGGACAAAGCUGGAAACAAUGAUCUAACCAGCAAUGUUAAGGUCCAAGAAAGUGGCCAGAUUUAUGACUUUGCUUGGUUUCCUGGAAUGACUUCAUUUCAACCAGAGCUUUGUAGAGUUGUCACCACUUGUUCAGGUAUUCCUAUUCAUAUGUGGGACUCAGAAACAGGUAAAAUAGUUGCCAACUACAGAGCUUAUGAUCAGUAUGAUGAAGUCACGGCAGCUUACAGUUUAUCUUUCUCCUGUGACGGCAGUAAAAUAUAUGCUGGCUACAACAAGGCCAUCAGGAUAUUUGACACAGAGUACCCAGUGAAAUCCUGUAAACUUGUAAAGACAACUAAUACCAAAACAAAAGAUGGCCAGACUGGAAUAAUUUCUUGCUUUGCCCACAGUCCUGAUGGCAGUGGUUUGUAUGUGGCAGGCUCUUACAGCAGACAUGUUGGCAUCUAUGAUUCCUCCUGUGAUAAGUUGGUCUGCUUGAUCCAAGGGCAGCAAGGAGGAGUAACUCAUGUUUUGUUUUCUCCAGACGGUACCAAAAUUUAUAGUGGAGGCAGAAAGGAUGCUGAGAUAUUGUGCUGGGAUACAAGAAAUCUAGGUCACAUUUUAUUCUCUGCACUUAGAGAUGUGAAAACCAAUCAACGCAUGUAUUUUGAUGUGUCUCAAUCAGGACAGUUUCUUAUGUCUGGCAAUAAUGACGGGACUGUGAUGUUCUGGAACACUCUUCAUGAGUGCCAAGAGUUUAAUGGUGAUAUGUUUUUGAAACCUUGCUCUCAGUUUUAUGCUCACUUUGACUGUGUCAAUGGUAUCAGCUAUAAUCACCAAAACCACAUGAUCGCCACUGCAUCAGGACAGCGUCACUUUCAGAAUUUUGAUGAGACAGACAGCGAGGAGGAAACUGGAAAGCACAGUGUUGUGAAAAAGAAGAAUCCAUGGGACUUUUCUCUAAAACUUUGGAAGAUUCCAUUUGAAGAGGAGGUAGAGAGUAGCUCAUCUAAUAGGUAGCCCAAUUGUAGCCUCUUGAUUGUUAACAUUAGUUUUUAUCCUCAACUUUUGUGCAGUUCUUUUCAACUUCGCACCUUUUUUUUUUUAUUAGACUGAAUAAAUUACCGUUUAUAUAUAUUUUUUUAAUUAUCUUUAAAGGAAUCUGAGUAAUAUCAUGGGUUUCUGAAAUACUAUUACUCCAAAAGUGUUGUUGUUUUUUUCUUUUAGAAAAGACAAAAUUGUACUGAAAUAAAAAUGCAUGCUUCAUUGCAUUUAUAGGACUAAUUCAAUAACAAUUUAACUGAAUAGUUGUUUGACACAUGUCAGUGUUUCACUUGAAAAUGAAAUAAAUGUACAUUAGUAUUUUUUUAGCUGCCCCCAAAAGGGGAAAAGAUGCUAUUAGUUUUGUGUGGUCUGUUUGUCCGUCCUGUUUACAUCUCAUACACUAGAAAAGAUAGUGAAAAUCUGACUGAUGCAACGGCUACUUUUUUCUUUCCUGAAAGCGAAAAAUCUAAUUUUUAAAAGUAACAAUGCAAGCAGUUUUUUCAUAGAAAUACCCCAUUUUUACAACUAUUCACUAUUAAUAGUAACAAACACAGGAGGCUAUUUAGUAAGGGAGUUGACUAUUUACAAUAUAUAUUUUUAACACAUUUAUGCCAACGGUUUUAGAUUUUUUGCAUAAAAAAUUAUUUUUUUUACAAUUGUAUUGGUAAGUUAAGUAAGUUCUGUCAUUUACAAAAAAAAUGUUUAUUUUUUUUAAAAGAGAAAAAUCUAUUUAGUAUGCAUAUAAGUGAAACAUAAUUUAAAACAAAAAUUAAUAAGUAGUUUUUCAUAUUAUUGCGUGAACUGCAGUGCUGCACCAUUGCCAUGGAACACUGAACUAAAGGAUUUGUUUUUUUUUUGGGAAAUGUUGUUUUUUUUUUCUUGAGGCUUUGAACAAGAGAUUGAACCUUUACAAAACAAUUAGAUAAUCAUUAUAUGACAUCAGUUAGGCCAGGUUCACAUCUAACUUCACGUUCACUUUCACCUAUCCCUUGGUCUGCUGGACCUUUGGAGUACCACACAGGAUCUGUCAACCUUCUUUCUCCAUUCUUCUCUGUCAUUUGCCUUUGAUAGAAUUUCAUUCUGAUAUUUUUUCUGAAAAUAUUGAAACCUGCCUUUAUACCUGCCUGGGUUGACCACUUCGGGGGCUGAUUUUGAGCAUGUUUCCACAAAAACUGUCUUUGUAACCUUGUUUAUUGUAAGAUUAUUUGUGUUCUGAAAGCUUUGUUGUUUUAUCUACAUGCUUCAAAAUGCAAUAUAACUCAUGUCUUAAAUUGUUCCAUAUAUAAAGUGAGCUGGUUGAUUAAAUUUAAUGAGUUUGAAUUUGUUUUGUCUUGAUUGAUUCAAAUGUUCCCAGUACUUUUGUAUCAAGUCUGAAAGUACAAUAAACUAUAAAUCCACCCAUUUUGACAAAAUUAUGUCUUUAUUAAAUGAAUUCCUGUUGGUUUGUUUCCUAAAAGAAAAUGGAGGAUAAACUAUGUCAACCCCCUCACACAAAUGAAACACUGCAUAUAAUUAGGUGGCUUUGGUUCAUAUCCUUAUGUUAGAAAUGCUUCAAUUUUACUUAUCGAUUAACCAGAUCAAAAUGUUAGCAUAUGAAGGUUGAAAGAAGUUUAUUUUUUUAACAAAUUAAUUGUAAGCUUAUUGAUAGUAACAAAGAUUAUAAGUAGAUGAUAUAUUGUAGUAAUAGUUAGCAUGUUUCAUUUUCAGCAAUCAUUUUCCUUUUACCUAUUAGGUGGUCAUGAAUUUCUGCUGUCUAUAUAAUUUUAGUGUUUCCAAUUAGGUACAACCUUGGGAUACCUGUGCACUUUAGUUUGAAGGAAGUGGCUUGUAAUACAAGUCUGCAAUGGCCAGUGUCUGAUAUAUGGCAUUGAAUUAGUUAUUUUUCAUUCCCCUCCAUGUUUCACUGGCAUACAGGAUACUCAGAAUAACUCCUAUUUUGUUUUACCAUUAGACAUACAUUCUAUAUUCCAAGUGGAUGGGAAAUUCCAUGUCUUCAAUUAUGUCAUUGUGUUGGUGGCAGCAUUUGUCUGCUCAGUUUUUUCCCUUGGAAGUGCUGAUAUUAGGGUAUAUUCAUCUACUCUGUUCAAAUGUGUAAAAAAAUAUCAGUUUCCUACUACCUACAUAAAUGUCAAAGCAAAAAAAAAAAAAAAGAUAUUGAAUUAAUGUUAAGGAAUAUGGAAAUAUAUAGCUGUCAGGGUUACCUUGUUGGAAAAUCAUUGUAAUAUCUAUUAUUGAAUAUUUUAUCUCACCAUUUGUUCCAGUAUAUUUUACUUCAGCCUCCUCUUUAAAACAAUUUAAAACCCUAUGUGUAUCUUAUGGAAUAAUAAAUUAUGGUAUAUAUCUUUUGAAUAGGUGCAUAAUCAUAAUAAUGGAACAAUUUAUUUUUUUUAACUUGCAGUAUCCAGACAAUUUUUUUUUUUAAAUCUUUAAGUUCUGCACAUCCUUAUUUAGUUUCUAUUCUGCCUAAGUUUUGGUAUAUAAAAUCUAGGACUAUGUUGAUUGGCUGUCCACCCAGUGGCUUUUCUUCAGAUAAUGAUGGAAUUUAUUUUCUUCUCUGUUAGUAAAGUAAAAUAUAGUUUCCCUUUCAGACCUUGCGAUCUAUGGGGCAGAUGAUGUUAAUGUCAUCUGUUUUUAUGCCAAUGCUUAACGAGCAGGGUGUCUUGUGGCCAGCACAACGACCAACUGCCUUUACUUUUCGUUUUCCCAACUAAAGAAUCCCGAAUUUAAAAAUACCAGUCUUCACUGAGAUUUGAACCCAGGACCCCAGGUUUAGAAGCCAAGGGCUUAACCUAUUGGCCACCGCGCUUCCCCCUCUUCUCUGUUAACAAUUUUACAAAGCAGUCUAAGCAAACAAAUUAUAGCUUCAGGCUCAAGAUGUGUUAGAGAAAAUUUGUUAGUAAUAUUGAGAAUAGUAGCCGCCUUUGGAAUAGAAAUGCAAAUGCCUUAAAACAGAUUUAUAGACAUUUAUUUUUUUAUACAUUCAUAAAUACAAAGCCCUAUUUUUAUUUACAGUUCAACAAAACAUAUGAAUUAAUAAAAAAAAAAGUUUCACUGGUACAAAAGUAUAUUACAUAUCAAUCUAAAAUAAUACUUUAAAUCUUCUUUACACAUUACAGUUUUAUACAACAUAUAUAUAUAUAUUUAGUAUGUUUAAGUCACUUUACCCUUUAUUAAAAUUGGCAUAGCUUUUUUUUUUAAUAUCAUGUAAAAUGUUGCAUCAUUUGUACAGUUCUAAAUGAAAAUAUUGACAAUGUUACAAAUGUCAUUCUAAAUGAGGUGAAUUUGAUGAUUGGACUAAAUCUGGAAUGUUUACUCAUUGGAAAGAGUUCCACAAAACUUAGUUUUGUACAAUCAAAUGACGCUGUAUUCUCUAAUAAUGAAAUUAUGCCAGCUUUAUUCUUUAAGAAAAGUAAUUUUGAAAAUGUUUAUAAAUACAAUAGAAACCAAAUAUCAAUAAAUAUAUGGCUCCUUCUGCCUCCAUAUUCAAUGGAUGCCCUCAGAGUUUUCUGUUAAGGGCACAUUCCUCAGCCUUAGAUUAAAGUAUCAUGACCAUCUGUUCCAUUUCGGGACAUUGCUGGUAAAAUUCAAAGGAAUGCUAUACAAUAUAUGAGGCACCAGCCUAUUUGCAGGAGCUUUCAAAGGAAAUACCUUCAGCUAAUAGUCUUCACAGAAGUGUUCAAUGUUAAUGAAUACUAAAGUUUGGCCCUCACUUGUUUCAAAUAAAUAAAAAGAUGCUACAAAAA
Molecule: messenger RNA, 6173 nt
Organism: Biomphalaria glabrata
Lineage: Eukaryota; Metazoa; Mollusca; Gastropoda; Planorbidae
Product: telomerase Cajal body protein 1-like
Exons: 11
Coding region: 337-2406 (689 amino acids)
Biological process (GO): Cajal body organization
Cellular component (GO): Cajal body
Molecular function (GO): RNA binding; protein binding
Source: RefSeq, a predicted model, not a curated record